AAUCACACUAUUUUAAGAAUCAUUCUUCUAUAGUAACUCAUGCAAUUCAAGUAAUUGCUUAGAAUUGCAACAUGAUGUGGAUAAGUUCGUUAACUUUCCUUUUCCUCGCUUCCUGUGCUUUGGCUAAUGAUGAAUUAGGGGAUGCCACCAAAAUUUUUCCCGACAAUUUCUUCAUUGGUGUCGGUUCUGCGGCAUAUCAAGUGGAAGGCGCCUGGGAUAUAGAUGGAAAAGGGCCUAGCUGGUGGGACUAUUAUCUGAACCAAGGCAUCAGUAGAACUGCAGAUGGAAAGAAUGGCAACGAAGCGGCCGAUCACUACCACAAAUACAAAGAGGACAUUGACAUCAUGAAGAAUAUUCAUGCGGAAUAUUACAGAUUCUCAAUUUCUUGGUCUCGAAUUUUGCCUACUGGUUUUGCUAACGAAACCAACCAGGCUGGCAUCGACCAUUACCUGGAUGUACUCAGGACACUUAAAGAGAACAAUAUUAGUGCAGCCGUCACGUUGUACCAUUGGGAUCUUCCAGAAAAUCUGGAACAGUAUGGGGGCUGGUUGAAUGAGCAAACCGCCGUUUGGUUUGGAGAAUACGCCAGAUUGGCUUUCGAACUGUUUGGGGAAUAUGUCGACUAUUGGCUCACAAUUAACGAGCCUCACGUAUUUUGCCUUGGAGGGUAUGGGUCCUAUAAUGGAAUGGGCUUUAUGAGCCCGGGACAAAGUGACCCGAAUGCCACGAAGAUUUACCAGUGCAGUAAAGUAGCUCUUUUGGCGCAUGCUACUGCUUAUCACAUUUACGAUGAAGAGUUUAGAGCUAGGCAAGGAGGUAAAAUCACAUUGGUUACCGACAGUUCUUGGUACGAACCAAUUUCAAACGACACCAAAGACUUGGAGGCUUGGGAUAGAGAACUUCAGUUCCAGCUUGGUUGGUUUGCACAUCCAGUAUAUCUGGGAAAUUGGCCACAAGUGAUGAUUGAUCGAAUUGGGGAAAGAAGCAAAGGUGAAGGAUUUGCAACCAGUCGAUUACCAGAGCUCAGCCCGGAAGAGAUUGAUUUCAUCAAGGGAACUUUUGAUUAUUUUGCUUUGAAUACAUAUUCCAGCACUCUAAUUGGUUGGGCAGAUGAUGCCCCCAUCUCUGAGCCAUCUUACGAUUUGGACACUUGCGUGUAUGCCACUUCAGAUCCAUCUUGGCAAGCAGCAGAGGUUGGAUAUGUGGUUUCUUGGCCGAUGGGAAUCAGAAAACUAGUUAACUGGAUCAACGACAACUACAACCCUGGGGAAAUUUUUGUCACUGAAAAUGGAUGGACCAGCGAUGAUUCUCUGGAGGAUAACGAUAGAUAUGUGUAUCUGAAUGGCUAUUUGAAAAAUAUUCUCGAUGCCAUCUACCUGGACAAUGUCCCAGUUACUCAUUAUACUGUUUGGGCUUUGCUGGAUACUUUCGAGUGGGGCAGUGGAUACACGGUUAAAUUUGGGCUGAUUGACGUCGAUUUUGAAAGUGAGAACAAGACCAGGACCUACAAACAGUCUGCCCGAUGGUUCAAGACUGUUGCUCAGCACAGAUGUCUGGGGUGUUUGUAAACAACAAAUUAUUUGAAAUAAAAAUAUUGAUAUUA
Molecule: messenger RNA, 1603 nt
Organism: Dendroctonus ponderosae (mountain pine beetle)
Lineage: Eukaryota; Metazoa; Arthropoda; Insecta; Coleoptera; Curculionidae
Product: myrosinase 1
Exons: 12
Coding region: 72-1568 (498 amino acids)
Biological process (GO): carbohydrate metabolic process
Molecular function (GO): beta-glucosidase activity
Source: RefSeq, a predicted model, not a curated record